AAUUAAAGGUGUCAAAACUUAUGGGAAAACGGAAUUAACUAAUUAACUAACCAAGUUAACGACGACGGAAAAGUUGAAAAACACGACGCUCCUCUGUUUACUGUUACCCUCUCAGAUUAGCUUCUUCCUCUUCUUCUCCUUCUACAGUUUUUCUCCCUGCAACAACGACGCGGGUUUUGGAUUUUCCCCAUCCUGAAAACGCAGACGUUUUGCUCUCUCUCUCUCUCUCUCUCUCUCUCUCUCUCUCUCUCUCUCUCUCAAAUUACAGGCCGCUCGAUUCGUAUCACAAUUUUCAGUAAUUCGAUCAUAUUCUGAAGGCUUAUCGGGUGUGCUCUGUAACUAGUUUGGUGUUGGACAUCAAGAUGGGAUCUUGCGCGAGCAAGGGUAAAACUAAAGAAGACGAUUAUGAAGAUAAAAUUGAGUUUACUGGUGCGAAUGUGCACCUCAUCACCACUACCGAAGCUUGGGAUCAAAAGAUGGAAGAAGCAAAAAAGGAUGGCAAAGUUGUGAUUGCAAACUUCAGUGCAACAUGGUGUGGUCCUUGCAAAAUAAUUGCACCGCUAUACCGCGAGUUAUCCGAGCAAUACACUUCUCUAAUGUUCCUUGUGGUCGAUGUUGAUGAAUUGACUGACUUCAGCACUUCAUGGGACAUCAAAGCCACUCCUACUUUCUUCUUCCUUCGGGAUGGGCAGCAAAUCGACAAGCUGGUGGGUGCCAACAAGCCAGAGUUGCAGAAGAAGAUAGUUUCCGUUGUAGAGUCGAUUGAAACGUGUGAAAAAUAGUGGUUUCUAUGUAUUUUGCAAGAUUGUUCACUACCUCCCUUUACAUGUCGUGGGUUGCUGGAUAUGCUUGGCGUGAUUUUUUUUUUUUUUUUUUGGAUUGUAAAUACGACCAAUCGUAAACAUCUUUCGAGAUUGAAAAUCUAAGGGGAUGUGUUUGAGAUAUUUUAAUAGAUUUAUAAAUCUAUGAAUUUUUA
Molecule: messenger RNA, 976 nt
Organism: Malus domestica (apple)
Lineage: Eukaryota; Viridiplantae; Streptophyta; Magnoliopsida; Rosales; Rosaceae
Product: thioredoxin H9-like
Source: RefSeq, a predicted model, not a curated record